Meloidogyne enterolobii is the source of this 1567-nucleotide messenger RNA. Lineage: Eukaryota; Metazoa; Nematoda; Chromadorea; Rhabditida; Meloidogynidae. The record is from the annotation of a GenBank genome assembly.
GACAUUGAUGGAGGACGACAAAUAUUUAAUGGAAAAGAUCUCGUCAGAUGAGGAAGGAGAAUAUGGAGAGGGGAGAAGUAGUCAAUUAAUUGGUGAUGGGAGAGAACUUGAUUCAUUUUCAAAGGAAGUGGAGGAUAAGAGCACAAAAUCAAAUGAAGAAUCACCUCAAAAACCAAUUUUUACAACUUCACAAAUUUGGGAUGAACAAGAAUUGCAUGAUGAUGAGGAAGGAGAAAAUGAGCAAUUAAUGGAAGAUGAAAGUUUAAAUGGAAUAAGUACUUCACCUUUUUGGACACAGUCUAUAGCUCCUGGUAAAUAUUACAAUCGGGCUCGUGGAGGAGGUCAAACAGCAACGCCAGCUUUACUUUCUCUUCAACGCCAAUUUGAAAAUUGUAUUAUUCAAACAAUUAAAGAAGGUUUAGCAACACAACCAAAAAGUGAUCCUCCUUCAAUAAAUCUAAAUAAUUGUUCUUCUCAUAAUUGUGAUGCUGCUAAUAAUAAUUGCUCAAAACAUGUAGCUGGAAGUGACAGUGAUUCUGACAAUGGAGGAGAAAAUUCUGAUAAUUCUUCUAGUUCUUCAAUUUCUUCACAUAACACUUCUAAAAAUGGUCGAAAUACUGUUGGGGGUGGUGGUGAUUCCAACAAUUCGUCUCCUUUAAAAAAACGAUUUGGGCGGCGAAGACGAAAGCGUCAACAAAUAAAAUCUUUUGCACGUGAAGAGAUUUUACGUAAACGUUCACACCCAGCUGCUUUACAUCCCGAUAUCGGAUUCAACGAACCAGGCCAACUUAACGAUGGCCCUCUAUGCAAAUGUUCUUGGGCUGCAAAACAAACUGGGGUUAGACAUGGAAAAUUUGCUGGGGAAAAAGCUUUUCCUCGUUGUGAUUGGAAUUCUAGUAAUAUUGAACGUUUAUAUCAUUAUGUUCUUCAUGUUGAGCCCAAUCCUGCAUCACUAUCACGUCAUCCAACACAAAUUCAAAUUGAUGGUCAUUGCUACAAAUUUGAUGGUUUUUCUGUUUUCUUUCACAAACCUUUACCUGAACGUUUCCCUCAACGUCCAAUAAAUCAAUGGACACAACAUUUUCAAGUGAGAUUUUUACAUGAAAAUGCUCCAGAGAGUUUUACAGUUGCAGAUCUCGAAUUAUUUCAUUCUUUUCUUUUUGAAGGAAUUUUAGAACUUUACGAUUUAAAUAGACAAUUAAAUAUUUCAAAAGAAGAAAUUAACUCAUCUUGUCCAUUUUAUCAUUGUUUGCCAAGAUUUGCUAGAUCUUUACCAGAUAACGGAAAAGAGCUUUUACCACUUUCUUCAAUUCUUUCUCAUUUUAUUACAAAUUUUACGCCUUUAGUAGAUGACCGAUUAGCUCAAUAUUUUCACAUUAACCCUUUGGCACUAGUUGAUUUUGCUUGUCAAAAGAAGGGGGAAAUUUGUAUAAAUCCUAAAAAGAAACCUUUGGCAAUACGUUUGGAUUUGUUAGAAAAAUCUGCAGACAAUAAAGAAUUUUAUCCAAUAAUUACACAUUUUGGUAUAAAACCUAAUGCAUAUGCUUUUUUGGCUAGACCACAGUAA